AUGAUUCAAAAGGACGAUCCCGAUUUCCGUCCCAGUACAGAAGAUGACGACGAUUCAAGUGAAUCGUAUAGUGGAAAUGAAGCUUGGAAUCCACCAGAUACAUCAAGAAGAAUGUCAACAUUUUCAGAGGAUCAGUUACCUGCACUGCCAAAUAUACAGAGACGAAGAACUCCACGAUCAAGAACAAUGCCACCAGAUGAUAUAGCCAACCUUCCAAGUACUUAUGGAACUACCUCAGAAGAAAUACCAGAGUCUGAAUGGGUCAAACAAAAAAUAGAAAAUAUAGAAUGGGAUAUGCCAACUGCAGAUGAUCCAGAACCGAUACCGUACACUGUGCCUUUUUCAGGAAUGAAAGAUAUUUACACGGGCAUCUUAACAACUGCAAACCCUAUUGAAUACUUUGAACUUUUUCUGACGAGAGAUAUUGUGGAGCUCAUUGUUGAACAAACAAAUCUUUUUGCUACACAAAACUUAUUAUCUAACGACGACGUGGGUCCCCAAGCUCGAGCUCAUUCUUGGUAUCCAGUCACUGCCGACGAGAUGAUCAAAUUUUUGGCACUGAUUGGUUGGAUGGGCUUGGUCAAACUGUCUGCUAUAAAAGACUACUGGAGAGUUCAUAAGCUUUAUGGAAUUCCAUUGGCAAGGACAGUCAUGCCAAGAAAUCGCUUCGAGCUAAUAUUGAAAUACUUGCAUUUUUCGGAUAACACUGAAGCAGAUACAGAGGACAGGUUGUGCAAAAUUAGAGAUGUGCUUGAUAAAUUUAUUGAGAACUAUAAGAAAAUGUAUACCCCAGGAGAAAACAUCUGCGUCGACGAAUCUCUUAUUCCUUGGCGCGGAAGAUUGAUAUUUCGCCAAUAUAUACCUAAUAAAGCAGCGAAAUAUGGUAUAAAGGUAUUCAAGCUCUGCACUGAAAAGGGUUAUACCUGGAAUCUAUAUGUAUAUUGUGGAAAAUCGAAAGAAAAAGAAGUCGAUGUUUCUGAAAAAAACGGUUAUGACUCUUGCUCAAGUUCUUCUUGA
Messenger RNA from Parnassius apollo (apollo), 1017 nucleotides. The record is from the annotation of a GenBank genome assembly. Lineage: Eukaryota; Metazoa; Arthropoda; Insecta; Lepidoptera; Papilionidae.